CUUAAACAAUGAAUAAUUUAAAUACGCCAUGAUGAAUGGAGUAGACCGAUAAAGGACGAGGAAAGAAAAAUAAAAGCGGGAUUUUAAAAUAAAUAAAGUAAAUGUUAUAUGCGGUCAGUUUAAACGCUCGGUUGUGCAAAACACUUAACAGCAUUUCAUAAGAUAUUAAACGAAAAACACUUUUGAAAUGCAAAUACAGUGUAAGUUCAGACAUGCAAUGUUGGUGUAAGAAAUACUACUUAAUUUUUUAUUUCUGUUAUUAAUACUCGAAUUGACAGAAGGAAAAGAAAUAUAUGUAAUGAGGUAUGCAUUCGUUCAAUUCUGACAAUCUUUGACCUAACCGGAGCUUAAUAUCCACUCGUAAAGGACUAAAUCAAGUGUUAAUGAACAUAUUUGCCAUCUUUUCAAAAGCGCUAUUUGUAAAGGUUGCUGAUAUUUCCUAUAUGAAGUGGUAAACCUUGCGCAUCCUCGUGCUGGAAUUAAAGGAUGUAUCAAUGGAUUUAUUAAUAUACGGUUUGAGACUGUUUUUCAAGAAUGAAUGAAAGAAACAAAGGAUUACCGACUGUUUCAUCAAUUUUGAAAGUUUCGGAUACAGAACAAAAUAUGCUUAAUCGGAAAGAUCAACGGCUAUUAAAGUGACAAAGGGAAUUACAAGCAUAACUACAAGAAGCAGUUUAAACAUACAGACUCUAGAAGGAAAAAGUGAUAUUCUGAAGUAUACAGAGAUAUUAAAAUCCCUGCUUUAAUUUGGAGAAGCGAAGUGAUUUUAAUUUUUAUCCAUCAAAUCUCAAUUACAAUGCAACAAAUCAAUCAAUUUUAAACUAACUGUCGUUUAACACCGUCAUGCUAACUGAGUGCGAAGAUUAAGGUUUGAUAGGACUUUCUCCUUAUCAUUAAAAUCAAUAACAAACAAGCCAGUUAUAUACAUAAACUGUAAAUUGAAAAUGAUAUAACUGUUGCAUUAAUCACACCUGUGUUAGAGAAAGUACUUACAUACCCUCAAAACAGGAAUUGGAUACGAAUGUAUCUGAUAUAGUAUAUAGGAUUUCAUUUUUCGUUCAGAUCAUUUGUUUUAAAGAAAGGAAAAAUCAAGAUAAAAAGUAAAAUGGCAUUUGGAAAUUGGCCAGUUGCUAGCUUUAGACAGCGUAUUGUUUAUAAAACAGAAUUUGAUAUUUUCAAACAAAACAGUGACAUAGACUUAAUAAGUCUCGCGAGUUACGAAGAUCAACCUCCAAAACACUUAGAUAAUGAAGGUGUAAGACCAAAAACUGUUCCUGAAUCAAAAAUACGGUUAAAACAAAAUUGUAAUGGAAUAACCGCAAGAACUACUGGUAGAAAUAGAGUUCAAAGUGCCUAUGAUACAGAUUACAAACUAAAUAGGAAAUAUCAACCACAGGAAAGAGAGUUCAAACGUCGCACGUGGACGAAAAGUGAAACAAGUAUAUAUAAAGACUUUGCCAGGACUACAAGAACGUUUCUCGCGCAAAAACACGGAUCGUCUUAUCAAAGGAAAGAGAAUGAUAUAAAUCGUGAUUGUAAAAGUGCGCUUGAAGUCCGCGAUCCGUCGUCAGAGCCUAGUGUACGCAGUCAAACUACGUGUGGGUUUCAUCCGAAUGAGGGAAACUGGAUUAAGUCUGGUAAAACAAAUACCCAGGACGUGUCAAGCGUUGGACAAACAAAUAAAGAGGUUAAAAUAAAACGCCAUAUAAACACCAAAACUGACAAAUCAAUAUUGAAUCAUAUUUGGAGAACUAGGUCGGCCCCAACAAGAGAGCAAACAAAUAAAACCUUUCCACCAAAGAGACGAGACUCGUCACAUCAUGACAAUUUUACUGUAGCUGAAUCUAAACUCAAUAAACGACCCCGCAGUGGAUGGAGCGAAGACAAAGGCGAACGAAUUCUUAAGACAAAGAAAACGUGUGUCGAUAGGACAGAUAAAAGUCGCGAAGAAGACGUUCAAUCUCCUACAUCUUCGACAGUCACUAGAGAUGUUAGUGGUGUUAUUGAUGAUAAUGAAGUAGUAAAUGUGGUUUGUACAAGUGAUGACAACUAUCAUAGUGAAAAUAGAAAUCUAACGGAAUGGGAAGCACUGGAAUGUGUUGAGAAUGAAACUGUAACAUGUAUAGUUGAAAAGGCAGAUGAAAAUUGUAACUUUAAUGGAAACAGUAAAGAAACUGUUACGAGCUCAGUAACAAACUUAAAUGAAGACGGAGUUUGCUCUAAAGAUAGUGGAUUUGCUAGUAAUGCCGUUACACCAGAGCUAGAGUUCUGGAAUAAAAGUAAUACCGAAGACUGUAAAGACGAACUUAAUUUUGAGAAACAUAAACAUGUAAAAUUUAGAAUACAAAAUCCGGAAACCUGCGUUGGUUUGGAAGAAGCAGAAACAUGUAGUGUUAUAAGUGAAAAUGGAAAUUCGGUUACAUUAAGUGAUGCCGAAAUUGAGACAGAGAGCAAGGUUUCUGAGAUUGCUUACGAUAUAAAUGACUUGAUAAGUGAUCUAGAAAGAAUCGGUGCAAACAGUAGACUGUCCGUGAUCAGCACAGGUGGACAAAGUAAUUUUACAGCUGACGGAGAUUUAGAUUCUCUAAGCGGAGACGUGGCACAAAAGGCUCUUAGAGAAUUACGCGAGGCCGAAGAACAAGAAAGAGCAAAGCUUGAAGAGGAUAAUAAAGAACUUAAUAAACCAAAAGAUCUAGAAUCUUUAAAUAUGUCUAAAGAAGCUAGACAUGCUAUAAUGGAAACCUUGCAUGAUAUGGGUACUAUGAAAGGUAAAAAGAGAAGUAAAGAGAAAGAUUCAGCUGAUAUAAGAUUUAAAGGAGUAAACGCACAGAGGAGACAAACUAACAACAGGAAUAAAUAUGAAUACUAUAUGAGAGAAAGGACUAUAUCGCAUUACAAAAACCAGUUUAAAUCUAUUGAUAGUGUAGGGAAUGAAGAAAAUAGUUCGUCAUAUAGUUCUCCGAGGGAAGCUAAAGAAUGUGAUGACACAUCAAGUGAAGAAUAUGCUAAGGGAAAACUCUUUCCUUCUAUAAGAGAAAACACGAAGUUAAGUAAAACAACAAACUCAACAAGCAAAUCUAAAGUACUCACAUUAGACCAAGCGAAAAAGAAAAAAUAUAAAAUUCCUGGAAUUGGAAAUUAUCAUUUGAUCGCAAGCCCGGAUAAUGACUUUGAAAUCACGCCACCUGGUUUUGAUAGCAGGUACAAUCCAAGGCCGAUAAUAUCAAAAGAGGAAAUGGAAAUUCCGCCACGUAUCAUUCGAGAAAAAUCUAUUCAGAAAUGUAGGAGUUGGUUGUCGAAUGUAAACAUGUCCCCAAUGUCUCUUAGCCCAGUGAAAAAUACAAAGUAAACGACGCUUUCUAUACCUCUUGAAAAGAGAAAAUAUGAAAACUAUUCAGUUAUUUUACUGAAUUCAUUUGUCACAGCUGGGAAAGAUUUUUGUGCCAAUUAAAGCAAAAAAUUAUGUUUCGUCUCAAUAGUAAAUGCAGCAAUACAUUGUACAUUUGAAUUGUUCAACAAUACUCUGUAAAACUGUGCGACUGCUUCAAAAUAUCAUUAUCGGCUAGUUUUCUACGUUUACAUAAAAACCGACUUGCACAACAGCAGUCUAUUCCCGUACAUGGACUCAAAGUUAUUUUUUCGGGCUCUUUGAAACCAUGUUGUCCAUUCAAUGUUCCGCUUUUUACAGAAUUGUUAGGGGCGGGAGGACUGUACUCGUUUAAACCGUGUCUGCUAAGUUUUGUUUGGUGGCGAUCUUUUCUUUCAGCGUAUUACUAUUUAGAACAUUAAGUAGACAAAUUGAACUAAAUCAGAAAAAAACCCAGCGGAGAAGCAAUAUCUGACUGUUUCGACAGACAAAGUGUGCCAACAAGAUGAGAUACAUAGCAGAACCUUGUUUGUGAAUUCAGUGCAACAACAUUCCGUUAUAUCAUUUCGAUUCUGAAAUCAUGGAUCAAGUAUAAAAAGCACUCUCGCGCAAGAAAAUAUAUCGACGUGACGUCAGAUUUCCGUGUUUUAACGGAAAUGUGAAAUGGUUUUUCAUAUCAGAAUGAAGAUUUAUCAUUAAAGAAGUAAAUAAUUGUAUUGUAGUGUAAAUAGACCCACUAUUUAUUUUCAUUUGUUAAUUUAUACAUAAUACUGUUAUGUAUUGCCAUAUUUUACCAAGCAUUUUUAGAAUUAUUUAUUAUGAUAAUAAAAGAACUACCACUCA
Mercenaria mercenaria is the source of this 4210-nucleotide messenger RNA. RefSeq lists its product as uncharacterized. The transcript has 2 exons. Bases 1106 to 3349 code for a protein of 747 amino acids. NCBI's taxonomy places the organism in Eukaryota, Metazoa, Mollusca, Bivalvia, Venerida, Veneridae. The record is from RefSeq and is a predicted model, not a curated record.